AUGAGCAAGACUGCAGACUGCUGCCAGGGCUGUCUGCAUUAUGUGUUUGACUAUGAAACACCCAAAACACUGGUUAUUCCAAGCAUACGGGUAGGAUGUAUGUUCAGGUUCACCCAGCUCCUGGUGGUGCUGUAUGUGGUGGGGUAUGUGUGUGUGGUGCAGAAGGCCUACCAGGAAACAGACUCUGUCAUCAGUAGUGUCACCACCAAAGUGAAAGGUUUUGCCUUCACCAACACAUCGGACACGGACCCCCGAUUUUGGGAUGUGGCUGACUAUGUUAUCCCUCCUCAGGGCGACCAUUCUUUCUUUGUGAUGACGAAUAUGGUUGUCACCCCAAAUCAAACUCAGUCACGUUGUCCUGAGCCUCCAAGUCCAUCAACGACUUGUGUGGAUGAUUGUGACUGUAUCGAGGGACACAGCGAUCCUCGGGGCAGUGGCAUACAAACAGGACUGUGUGUCAACUAUUCCUCAACUGUCCAGACCUGUGAAGUGCUGUCAUGGUGCCCUCUGGAAGUAGACACUCAGCUGCCCCAACAAGCACUGCUGGCCACAGCAGAGAACUUCACCGUGCUGAUCAAAAACAGUAUAACAUAUCCAAAGUUCAAUGUUCACAGAAGAAACAUACUGCCACAUAUUAACUCCUCAUACCUGAAGAGGUGUGAAUUCAACCGUAGAACAGACCCUGACUGCCCCAUAUUCCGCCUCAAACACAUAGUUUCAGAGGCUGGAGAAGAUUUUCAAGACAUGGCGGUGAAGGGUGGCAUCCUUGGUAUUAUUAUUGACUGGAGCUGUGACCUAGACUGGUGGGCAGGGAAGUGCUACCCCAAGUACAGCUUCCGCAGGCUGGACAACAAACACCCUGUCAAUAAUGUGGCCCCUGGAUACAACUUCAGGUUCGCCAAAUAUUACAAAACCCCAGAUGGAGAGGAAACCAGGACCUUAAUCAAAGCAUUCGGGAUCCGGUUUGAUGUCAUUGUAUUUGGAACAGCGGGAAAAUUUGGAAUUGUACCUACUAUAGUGAACUUGGGUGCAGCAUUGUCAUUCCUCAGUUUGGUUCCCAUUGUUUCUGACUGGUUUAUGUUGACAUGCAUGAGGAAAAGAGAUCUUUACAGCAAACAUAAGGUCACAUAUCUGCGUGAGGAUGCUGACACUGAAUCAAUGUCAAUGGCCACCACCUAUGGAACUCAGUAGCAUGGUCAUACAUCAACAUGGAGACAUUUUUCACAAGUUAUCUAAACCUGCUCUUAAAAAUGCUCUAAAAUGUUGUCUUCAGUGUCAUUUG
This is a messenger RNA of Toxotes jaculatrix (banded archerfish), 1282 nucleotides long. RefSeq names its product purinergic receptor P2X, ligand-gated ion channel, 4b (gene p2rx4b). Lineage: Eukaryota; Metazoa; Chordata; Actinopteri; Toxotidae. Gene Ontology annotation, molecular function: extracellularly ATP-gated monoatomic cation channel activity; purinergic nucleotide receptor activity; ATP binding. Gene Ontology annotation, biological process: monoatomic cation transmembrane transport; response to ATP. The transcript has 12 exons. Gene Ontology annotation, cellular component: plasma membrane; nuclear inner membrane. The record is from RefSeq and is a predicted model, not a curated record. Bases 1 to 1191 code for a protein of 396 amino acids.